Molecule: messenger RNA, 2041 nt
Organism: Sinocyclocheilus grahami
Lineage: Eukaryota; Metazoa; Chordata; Actinopteri; Cypriniformes; Cyprinidae
Product: serine-rich coiled-coil domain-containing protein 2-like
Exons: 8
Coding region: 74-2041 (655 amino acids)
Biological process (GO): microtubule bundle formation
Cellular component (GO): microtubule cytoskeleton
Molecular function (GO): microtubule binding
Source: RefSeq, a predicted model, not a curated record
AGCCGUCUGUCUGUCAACAUGUGUGAAACAUCAUCCUGUUCUGUCCUCACAUCCAUGGUGGCGAACCUAUCUGAUGGAAAGGAAGGCUGUCAAACAGCUCAACAUGGUCUCCAGGUUGCCCAAGUUUGCUUCCUGUCCCUCAGGCACCAACAUGACUGCCCUUCCCCAAGGAUCUGCCCCAGAGUCCAAAGGUGGACCUCUAGUCAGGCACAAUAAUUUGACACGCCUACAAUCCCUAAAUUGGAGAAAGGGUGAAGAGGACAUUGGAAAUAAAGUUCAACACUCUGACAGCUUGGAUGAGGAGACUAGUGUAACACCAGUGAUGGUGACUAAAAAGCCUUCUCCUGCAGCUGCAGUAAAAUGUAAAAGUGCAGUCCCCACUUCACAAAGUAGUUGCCCCAGGAGCAUACCCCAACCUAUUAAAACCUUUCCCCGCAUGACUACUCCGAAAUGCCUCUUAACAGGGAAUCCCCUGAAUAAUGACAUGGCUUCUCAGAAUGGAGUAAGUGUUGGUAAUGGGCGAUGUGGCUCCUCAGGGCCAGGUGUUGGCCAUGUAUCCCAACAAAGAACCCUGCAGAGCAAACUAUCCCUGUCCAACGACAGCAUCAAGUCUGACUCUAAAGACAGCAUAGUUCGCUCUCAGAGUUUCACCCACUCCAAGAGGGCAACAUGCUCCACCAACCCACCUAUUACCCGUUCCUUCUCCUUUAAUAAAGCUACAGAGCUUGCUAAAGAACUUCCCAGACCAUUGGCACAGUCUCCAGUAGCGAAAUCUUCCCUCAUACAGCCAAAUACAGUAUUAUCUGAAGAGAAAGUAAAUAAAUAUGGAAUUCCAAGACCUGCUGUAACUACUAGCAGUCAUCUUUUGCAAACAAACACAAUAAAGAAAUCUCUUUUACCCAGCUUUUCAGGUAAAAAACCUUCUGUGCUCAGUUAUAGACUUACACGUCCAACACUAACCAAACAUCCCCGCCCUGUUCUCCUUGGAAUUGUCAAAAAAGAUGCAGAAUUGAUAAAAAAUGUCCAAGACACUACAAAGAUAGCAGAAACCAGUUCAGAACCAAGUAGCAACAUUGAAAGUAUUGAAACGUCCCCAAAUGAGACUUAUUUUGAAGCAAAGGAGGCUGAGGGGAGUCUGGGCCCCUCCUUGGAGGAUAUGUCACUAUCAUCGUCCUCCUCAGUGGAGCACAAUGACACUAGUGAAGAGUACAUGGAUGACUUUGAUAAUCUCGGGAAUGGAGGUGAGACACUGCUGCCUGUCCUCAAUGAGGGGUUAGACCACUUUGGACUAUGUAAAGAUGACAACACUCUAAUUAGCAAGUGCAAUGAGGAAUCAUCGGAGACCAGCCUGCACACCUUCUUAUCCGAAACUGUUGACUGGGCAGGGAUGGGCCUCGCAGCUGGUAAAGAUGGCUUUGAGCAUGAGACGUUGUCUCCUUUAGGUGAUUUUCCUCAUGGAUCGUCUUUGGACCUGUCACCCUCAGACAGCUCUGGAGGGACUUACAUGUGGGACGAGGAGGGAAUGGAGGCACUGGGAGGCUCUGGACACCCCUGUGGAAGCUUUGACUCUGAUCUCAACAGCAUGGACAUUCUCGACAACCUGGAGAAUGUGGAGUCAUGUGACCUGGAGGAAGAGGACCUCAUGUUGGAUUUGGACCUGUCUGAAGAUGCAUCUUUACACAGCGACACUGAUGGGACAUCACCUUAUGAAUGCUCUGAAAAAGAUGGCUGGCCAACUCAGAGGAGGAGACGACAGCAGCUCUGGGGCAGGCGUGAUCAGUUCUGCCGUAAAAACAGAAGUGGCAUUUUGCAAUCGUUUGAUGGGCGCAAGGAACAGGGGCUGGAGAGGUCAGACCAUGUGACAUUGGAUGAGUUGACUCUGAAACUCAUGACUCAAGACUGCUCUUCUGUCAAAGAACAGCUGUUUCUACUGAAGACACUGCUUCAGAUGGAGACAGAUAGUUCAGCUGAAGAUACAUUAGAGGCUAAUACUCCAUCAUCCACUGACCAAUCUUUACUUGAUCAGAAGGUAAAAAGUUAA